UCUACUUGCAGGCCCAUCAGGCUAAGUCGAUCCCCGAGUCUACGGGAGAAAGAUUGAGACUUAUGUUGAACGAUGGCCAAUAUGCUAUCAAUGGUGUGUUCAAGCCUAGCGAGGCCCAAAAUGCCAUUGAAAACUUUAAGAGAUACUGCAUUUUAAAGAUCACGCAAUAUGAGAUCACGCCAACUAAUAAUGGUAAGAUUUUCCUGGUUCUGGAUCGUGCGGAGGUGGUUGAACAGGGAGAAAAGAGCGAGAUCAAGUUCGAGAGCCUCGAUGACUACCUGAAGGAACAUCCAGAGGACAACAAUUUGCUCAAGGGACAGCUUCCUCCGCGGGAUUCUACGAUGACACCGUCUCCUGCAGCAGUCAUGCCUAAGAAGACCGUUUCCAAACCGCCGCCAAAGUAUCAAAACCUGUACUCCAUUGAUCAGUUGUCUCCAUAUCAGAACUCGUGGACCAUCAAGGCCAGAGUCUCAUUUAAGAGUGAUAUGAAACAUUGGUCCAACCAAAGAGGCGAUGGCAAAUUAUUCAAUGUCAAUCUGUUGGAUGAGACUGGAGAGAUAAGAGCCACUGCCUUUAACCAAGUAGCUGAAAAGUUUUGGGAUUUGCUGGAAGAGAACAAGGUGUUCUACAUCAGCAAGGCUUCCAUGCAGAUGGCCAAACCACAGUUCUCCAACUUGAAGCACCAGUACGAGUUACAGUUUGACAAGGACACCAUCAUUGAGCCAUGCGACGAUGACUCCGACGUUCCAAAACUCCAUUUUGAUUUUGUUCCGCUCGAUCAGGUUCAGAACCUUGAGAAUGGCGCCGUCAUCGAUGUCAUUGGUAUCCUAAAAGAAGUCAAGGAUAAGCAGGAGAUUGUUGCCAAAUCCACUGGAAAACCUUUCGACAGAAGAGAUAUUGUUUUAGUCGACAAAUCGCAAUUCGCAGUCAAUAUCGGCUUGUGGAACAAGCACGCUCGAGAAUUCGAUGUUCCAGUUGGGUCAGUGGUCGCAUUCAAAGGUUGCAGAGUGCAAGAUUUUGGAGGAAAGAGUCUCUCUUUGAUUCCUGCUGCUACGAUUGUUGUAAACCCCGAUAUCGAGGAAGCUUAUAAGAUCAAAGGCUGGUAUGAUGCACAAGGAUCACACCAAAACUUCAAAAGCAUUGCCCUUGAAUCUGGCUCUUCGGGUGCCACGAGUUUGACGUCCAAACAAUCAAUUCUGGAACGCAAGACUAUUAAACAGGUUCAGGACGAAAAAUUGGGAUUAAAAGAUAAGCCUGAUUAUUUCAGUUUGAAGGCCACCAUUUCUUUUAUUAAGACGGACAACUUCUGCUAUCCAGCAUGCAGAAGCGAAGGUUGUAACAAAAAGUUGCUUGAGCAGGAUAAUGGCACCUGGAGAUGCGAAAAGUGCAACAUCAACCAUCCUGAGCCUAAUUACAGAUACAUCUUGACUGUGUCAGUUGUGGAUGAGACCGGUCAAAUGUGGCUCACGUUGUUCGAUGAACAGGCUGCCCAGCUCUUGGGAUUGAGCGCUGCAGAGCUAUUGAAGCUCAAGAACGACGCAGAGGACCCAAGUAUCGAGAGUGUAGGAGAAAACGCUCUGAAAAAUUUCAUCAAUGAGAACAUUUCUUUUAAAGAGGUCUUACUCAGGGUUCGUGGUAAAGUCGACAGCUACCAGGGUCAAGACAGAGCUAGAUUCACCGUUGCCAGUCUCGCUAAGGUCGAUUAUCUUGCCGAGUGCGAAGCUCUUGUCGAAAUUCUCAGCAGCUACUCGGUGUGAUGGGUAUGGCUUAUUCUAGUGUAUUUUCGCUGACCGUUAAAUGAAUUAGUUAUAAUUGAUCAGUCCGUUCACCUCCAACCAAAAGUCUUUGAUCAGAUCAUUUGCACUCCUGGUACCUCUAGUAAGCAUGAUCUUCUUCACAAAAAUCUCCCAGUUUUGGAUUUUUUUUUCUCUUUCCUCGUUAAGCUUUGGAAACGCUUCCUGUAGCCAUUUGCUCAUCAUCAAAGGAUACUUGGCCACAAGUUGUUUUAUGAUCUCAAUGAAGGUUUCUAAAUUGGAUCUCUGCGUAGCAAACAUAUACUUCAGCACAUUGAAAGUCAGCACGUAGCCCAGCUCGGUUUCAUUGAACAAUCUUUUGACCAUCACCGUGUCCUGCCUAUCCCCCUUUCUCAAAGUGAUGAAUCUUGUCCAGAACUUUUCCAGUGAUUUCAGAACAAAUCGCUCAUUUGAUCCCAAGUGUCCGAACGCAAACUCCAACAGGGUCAUGAGCAGUUUCUCAUUCGAAAGUAACAAAGAAGGCCUGGUACUGAGCAUCGUGCUGAAAAGAUUGAAACUCGAUUGAACAAGAUCCGGAUCGUCUUCAAUGACUGGGAUUUUUGAUAGAAAAAUAGUGUCGAUCGCUCCAUGUAGAGCUUCGAGAUCCAGAGUCCUGUAGUGAGCUGUGACCAGCGAAUUCAACAAGGAGUAGAAUAGAGGAUAUGCAUCGGAUUUUUUCAAUGAGUUAAAUUUCGUCACGAUAAACUGUAAAAUGGUGGCACAGUCAAACACAAAAGGCCCAGGAAGUGGUUCUGUGAGCCCACAUUUGAACAAAUUGACAGCCUCCUCGAUUAUCUGGUAGUUUUCAGAUAAAACCUCGUUGGUCAUCGUGAAGUUUGUAAUGAUUGUUAGCAGUUUGGCAUGUAUUCCCAAAGGAUCUGUGGUCCAAUAUUCACGCACUUUCGAUUCUUGGUCCUGUGUGUAAUACCCAUCCACGUCGUCAGGUAGUUGCAUGCCUCUUCCAACGGCACUGACAGAGUUGACCAAGCUCGUCAAAUAAUCAACCAUUCUUUCGCGUUCAUCUGGAUUAGCAGUGACCAGUCCUUCAAGUACUGACAAGGAUUUUUUAUCCAAGAGGUCGAAUAGCUUAAAAAGAUUUUCACCUUGAACCACGGGAUCUUUCACACCUUCUAGUAUAGAAGCAUAUGCGUUAAUUAUCCGUUGCCUAACAACUGGAUCGAUUGUUGUGUUAUUGAUCAUCUCCGUGAUGAUGGUCUCGAAACUUGGCAAAAAUUCAACCAGAGAGUACCUACAUUGACUGCAAAUACUAGAGAUAGCCUUUGAGCUUGACAGUUGAUAUAGGUUUGUAUUCGUCAUGCAGUCAAAUAAAAAGCUCAGUAUCUGAGGUAAGUACUUGGUUCCGGUCUCUGUUUUGUAAAACCAGUCUGCGCUUGAAAAGAAUUGAAUAGUGGUGCUUACAAGGUACCUGAAGCGAUCAGUCUUCACUUGCAAAACGAUAGGUAAAAGAUUUGCAUCUAAUAUUGCACUCAAGUGUUGAACCAAUUGAUGGUUGACCUCUCCAUCGCCAAAAUCUUUGGAAAUGCAAGUCACCAGAUACAAAGACGGUUCAAUGUCCUCCAACUUCCCUGUUUGUAUACUUCUUUCUAUGGUGAUUAGGAGAUUGAUUAUCAGUGGAAGUUUAACCAGUGGAUACACAGACUCAAAAAGAUCUCCGACAUCUCUUCUAUAAAGAGCGAAUUCUUGCUUAUACUGCGAAAAGCCUUCCUCAUCUUCCGGAACAUGCGCUUUAUUCCAGUAUAUCUGAGUGACUCUCUCAAAAAGGGCUUUGAUUCUUUCAGAAAGAGCCUGGUGGCCACCUGGCUUAUCAUUCAGAAGUGUUUGAAGGGUCGUAUCCUCACAUAUACAGUAGUCUGCAAAUCGAAGCCAAAAAUCAGCAAACUCUCUGGAAACUGACUCCUCUUCUAUGGGAGUCCCGGGGUAGUUCGUGAGGACAAUCAGGAAAUCGAAAAUGUAAGCAUUCUCAUCAUCAUUCAGUUUAAGUAACAGUGAUUUGAGAUCUGUAUCCAAAAACGCGAUGAUCAACCUCGCAAAGUCUGCCACGCUUUUCUCGUCUUGUUGGGAGCUAAAAUGUCUCACAUAUUGGACUCCAACGUCGCCGAAUAGCAUCGAUAGCAGGUCCGCUUUAAGUUGACUAUUGAAAAAUGAAGGGUUUGUUUCUAAGGCCUCGCUCAACGUCUCAAUGGCCUUUUGUGAGAUGGCGUAAUCUGUGCUUGUGACGAGCGAAAUACACAUUGAAAGAAGUUCUAUUAGAUCAUAGCGUUCAGUGGAGUCAAACUCAGCCUUUGAGGCAUACCCCACCCACGACACAAGACAGUCAAGCCAUGUAUCUAUGAGCUUUCGUUCGGGCGAUAAAUUAAGGAGAGAUGUCAUCAACUUUUGAACUGUUGGAAAUAAAUGCUCAUGGACUAAAUGAUGUGUUUGUACGUUGGACACAUUGGUCGCUUCCUUCUUGACUAACUCCUCCGCUAAUAUCUGAGCGAAAAUCAACAGGACAUAUAUUUUUGAGAACGGAAGGCUACUCAAGGCCUUAUCAAUCUGAUUAUUGGCGAUAGUAGAGUUAGAGACCUGGUCGAAAACGACGCAGUUGAUUAACGUUAAUAGGGGAUUGGUCCAUGUUCGACUGCUAUUCAUAAACAGCAAAGAAAGGUUGGACAGCAUUUUUUUGAUCACAAACAUGCCACUAUGUAGAACAGCACCAUUAUUGAUCAGCUGCAGAACCUGAUUCAACAGAGUAAUUCGAAUUUGAUUAAGCUGUUGUUCAUUUUCAGUCUUAGUUAGCUCUCCGAUAUGCAAAUUGAGAUUGACCGUGUAUGUGAGAGCGCCAAAGAACUUGCAAUUCAUCGAUGGAUGCUUCAGCAAUCGGUGAGCCAUCGUCCAUCCAUACUCGGAUUUUUGAUAUUCUUGUAGCCUUUUCUGGAUCUCAAUUACAUCGGUAGACGAGCUGUACAACGCAUCGACCAA
Molecule: messenger RNA, 4775 nt
Organism: Ogataea polymorpha
Lineage: Eukaryota; Fungi; Ascomycota; Pichiomycetes; Pichiales; Pichiaceae
Exons: 1
Coding region: 63-1757 (564 amino acids)
Biological process (GO): DNA replication; DNA recombination; DNA repair
Cellular component (GO): nucleus
Molecular function (GO): DNA binding
Source: RefSeq, a predicted model, not a curated record